Messenger RNA from Moneuplotes crassus, 1678 nucleotides. NCBI's taxonomy places the organism in Eukaryota, Ciliophora, Spirotrichea, Euplotida, Euplotidae. The record is from the annotation of a GenBank genome assembly.
CUCCAACAAUAUCAAAUAUCUCUCAAUACUCAAACUGAGACCCAUUCAGGCCUUAAUUUCAGCUUUAAUGGUAUCAAAUUUAGUCUUUAUCAAAGAACCUUGAGAUCCUGAUUAUGAUCAGCAAUAGCGUCUCCCUCUUGUAGAAGCCUCAAAAUCUGAUUUCGUUAAAUUAUUCUCCAAUAAAUCUUUAUUAAUUAAAAAUGAUAAGACUGGGCUCAAAGUUCCGAUAUUCUUUGGAUUAUAUAACUGGGAAGAUAUAUGGAGACGCUCACUUCGGCAGAUAGUAACAAGCAUCGAUGAUUGUUAAACAGAUGUGGGCUCAAUGGCAGUUGAUCAGCCGCUGGGUCACUGUAUUAGAAAGAAUCAUUCAGGGGUGGAGUAAGAGGGGAGAUACUAAGAAUGAAUAACAGAGAUACAAUUCUGCACUUAAGUCAAGAGGGUUGACUUAAAGCUAGGUCUUGGUGGAAAGCCAUUGUUGAUCAGGGAUAUAAAAGGACUGGUUAUCUAAAUCAGCUAGAUUUCAUUCACCCAGCAGCAUUGACUCUACAGUUAGGCCUUACACUUUAAAAGCUAAUAGCAAAUUUGGCACCCUCAGGAAUGGCAGUAGCCAACUUUAUUGUGAUGAGCAAUGUUUAAUAGUUUUUCUAGAAUCUUGUUAUGUAUUCGAUAGUAGCUUAAGAUGCGAGUCUAGAGUAGUUAUAAGGCUUCUAUAAGAGGGAGUUGCCAUUGAUGAUCAUAACCAGGAUCUCAGAGUUCUUUGUCAAAGGCUAAAUUUUAUAUCAUUAGAGCUGAGACUGGUGCUUGAAUGGGCCUCAGUUUGAGUAUUGAGAAAAAUUUGAUAUUGUUGGAGUUUAGAGCAAGUGGACACUAGGUUUUUAAAUUUGAGCUAACUUGUUUGACGAGUGUAAAUACAGGUUUAGUACUAGGUUAGGAUUUUUAAUUGUAAGCCAUUUUUCAGAUUGAAUAAUCUGCUAUCAUCGUUACGAGGAAAAAGAACAGAAAAAUGAAGCACUUCCGAAUAUAUAAUUAAUUUUUCAUUGAUUUUGGUUUCAGAUGACUAAAUAGUUCUCUGUAUAGAUAACAUCAAGCUAGACGAGACAAAGUAUAUCCCUUACCAUAUUAUAAUUACCAUAUGCAGAGGACAUUUUGUGUGAUUGGUCAAUUCCUCUGAAGCUGAAAUGUACCUCUCAAAAUUGAUGCCUGAUUCAAGUGAACCAAGAUGCAAGAGUUCAACUCGCAAAACUCGCUCUAGAUCCUCAGGCAGAUCACCUGACAAAUCUUCUGCAUUGAUAAAGGAUACAAAAAUCUCAACUCUUAAUGCGAGGAUGAAAUCAAUUUGCAAAGUCGUGGCUCACGAAAUGUGUUUCCACAUGAACAACUUAAUCCCAGGCUGCUUUGAACUAAUGAGGUUCUACUUCCUAAUUGACACGAAUCUGAACCCUAUCCUGAAGGAGAUCUCUCGCAAUCUUGAUGAAGAGGUACAUAAGUGAUCAAUCUUAUAGAGAUUCUUUACCAGCCAUAGGAAGAGAAUAGUGGAAUCUUCGAUCAGAUUAAUCAGAAGUAUAACUACCAAAGCUAGAGUGUACAAACGCAAGAGCGUUAUGGAGUUGGCCAACGAAGCCAGAAAAUUGAACAAAGGAACGAAGCAAUUUGAGCUUUUGUAUAAGUUUUAGUCAGU